Messenger RNA from Ophidiomyces ophidiicola, 2916 nucleotides. RefSeq lists its product as uncharacterized. The transcript has 6 exons. The coding region runs from base 1 to 2916 and encodes 971 amino acids. Gene Ontology annotation, molecular function: DNA-binding transcription factor activity, RNA polymerase II-specific; zinc ion binding; RNA polymerase II cis-regulatory region sequence-specific DNA binding. NCBI's taxonomy places the organism in Eukaryota, Fungi, Ascomycota, Eurotiomycetes, Onygenales, Onygenaceae. Gene Ontology annotation, cellular component: chromatin. The record is from RefSeq and is a predicted model, not a curated record. Gene Ontology annotation, biological process: regulation of transcription by RNA polymerase II; DNA-templated transcription.
AUGGCUACCACCCGGGCUUCCUCCACGCGACCCGACCAAGUGACCUGGGACCGCUCGAUGACGCCCAUGCUCGACUUCCAGCUCGCCUCUGCAAAUGCUCACUUCGGCCUCCAAUCGCUCCCGCUCUCACGAUCCCACUGGGACAUGCCCAACGCCCCGCGCACCCUGCCGACCCAGCCCGAGCCCGUCCCCGCCACAGUCCCCAAGGAUAUCGCGUUGACCGUCCGGCGAGAGAGGGAAUUGCUCGAUGCUGCCGGCCCCGUUACAUAUACGCCUGCGACACACCGUGUCAGCAAGGCGAAAAAGGGAAAACGCGUGCAUUUGUGCCAGUUUCCUGGCUGCAAUAAGAUCUUCACAAGAGCGGAGCAUAGGCGACGACACGAACUGAACCACAACCCCCAAGCGUCGUUCGUGUGCUCCGUCGAAGGCUGCGGAAAAGGAUUUCAUAGAAACGAUUUACUGGCGCGUCAUAUGGAAAAGCACAACGACCCCCAACCACGCCAGCCUAGAGCAUCGCCCCGCCGAAGAAAAAAUAGCCAUACCUCGACCGUCUCCGGCAGAACCGCCUCCAACCCUCCUCCCAUUUCCGACCCUCGAUUGACUCCUGUUUCUCUCUCCGUCUCGAGUGCAACGUCCUCAAUCGCUCCGCCUGCUUCGGUGGCCCCAACGUACGGAGGAAAUUUCACACCCUCCUUCUGGGACCAAGCCAGCAGGCCCCUCGAGAAACCACAGCCCGUCCCACAAACCCCCUACACCCACAUUGACGAACUCGUCCCGUUCCCUUCUCCUGGCAGUUCGCGCUCCUCCUCCUCCAACAGCAGCCCCUUCCAACUUCCCUCCCAAUUCCCCGAAGCCGUGUUCGCCCAGCAACUCACCUCCUCCCCGCCCCUCAUCGCCUCAACCUUUCCGGAAUGGACCUCUCUCGAAGCGGUUGUUUCACAGCACCCCCAAAUGAUGUUACCGACCGUGCCUACGACCGCCGCGCCGUUCGAAGCUAAUGUCCCCCAGACAGUAGGUGAACCUUCCCUUAUCUAUUCGACCCCCCACCGGAAGGUUGUUGACGGAUCGCCAGCCGUUCCAGUACCCCUCUCCAGCCUGGAUGGAGUCGAGUGGUUUGCUUUACGACGAGAGCUUGCUGCUGCCCCCGGUGUCAUUUCAGGCAAUGGCGGCAUGGCAAUAAUCGACCUGGCGAAGUGGCAAGAUUGUUUAGAGUGUUAUUGGCUGUAUUUUCAUCCGUUGUUUCCCAUUGUGCAUCGCGCUUCAUUUUUUGCUACGAAACCGAGUCCCUUGAUGACUGGUGCUAUGGUCGCAAUUGGUUCGCAGUACGAUCAGAGGCCGAAUUCGAAGGAGUAUUCACUGGCUUUGCUGGAGGCGUGUCAAAAGAUUCUGUCAAAGCGAGCGCCUAUUACUAGCCGUUCGCGAACUUCCGACAUUCAAGCGGUGUUUUUGCUAGAGAUGCUGUCCAAGUAUCGAUCAAGGAGAGCGGAUAUUAAGAUUUCCCAUCGACUAAGAAGCUUGUAUGGCAGUUUUAUCCAAGAUGGCCACUGGGCUUCUCAAAAUCCGCUCGCCGCAUACCACAGUCUCCCCCCAAACCCCAGCAUCGAGGACCUCAGAAACGCGAAUAAAUUCUGGGCCGAACACGAAACUCGACGCAGGGUUUUGCAAGCCGCCUUUAUCCUCGAAGUUCAGCAAUCACUCUUUUUCCAGCAACCUUUAGCCACAUUUCUCCGGUCGAACUCCGAGCCGACCAUCCGAGAUUAUCGAAUCUCGGAGAAGGUCGAUCUGCCGUUUCCAUGUAGCGCCGAUCUCUGGGAGUGCAGCGACAUCACGCAGUGGGUGAAGCUUGCAAAUGAUUACGAGGCGAUGUUGUUGUCCGGAGCGAGAGACCGCGUGAUUCAAUCUGCCAGCUUUCCGACGAUCGACGUGGAUCCAUUCCAAGCAAGCCUUAUCUUCUGCCAAACUCUACCGAAUACCAAUGAUCUGGAAGAUGCAAUGGAAGUGUUUGUUAAGAAGAUCACUGAAAAGCCAGCCUCUGACGGGAUUGGUGGAGUAUCUCACACCGGACCGUCCUACAUUCGGUUUAUGUACCAUGUGCUUUUGGCAGCAAAGCAUGUACCUGUCCAAGCCCUGUUGACCGUUAGCGGAGAAUCGUGGCUUUUCAGUCGCAAGGUCUCUGAAGCCGAGUUCCGUGCAUCAACUGAGAAGAUGCAGGCCUGGAUCUCGAACCAAGCCGAAGCUAAACGGGCGCUAUGGCAUGCUAUCAACGCUCUUCAAUAUGCAAUUGAGGCCGAUGAUCCGAAUUUGCCCAUACAGGCACGGCGCCAGAUGAGUACGGACCAGCAAGCAAAUACCCAGAUUCCAACUAAUUAUCCGAAUUCACGCUGUCCCAGCGAUGGCACCCAUGACAACCCUCCUGCAAUCACUGAUACUUCGGCAACUUCUCCCCGUUUUUUCACGAGCCCUCUCACCAUGCUCCAGGCAAACUGGGCCCUAUACAUUUGCACUUUAAUAUGCCAGACCUACGAAAACAGCAUCCCUUCUUCUUCCGAUCCCCAAUCUUCGAUCUCUGUACACCAAUAUAUUACCACUUUUCUCUCUUCAUAUUCUUCACUCCAAAACUUUCUCGACUGCACGACCGUCCCGACUCACCAUGAUUUGAGACCUGUCUUGGAGCACAUUCGCGCCAUCAUUGCCAGAAACUCAAGCGGUAGCUUGAGUGGCGCCGGGUUGCUGAAUGAAGCCGGACGGGUGUUGAUGAGGUUGAUCGAGGGCGGCAGGCAGCAAGGGCAACAGCAACAGCCGCAGCCACAACAGCGGCAGCAGCAGGCGCGGGAUUUGCAGCAUUUUUAUCAGCAUAGGCAUCAGCAUACGCAUACGCAUCAGCAUCAGCAUCAGCAAGCGUGGGAGUUCUAUUGA